Messenger RNA from Hyalella azteca, 1246 nucleotides. RefSeq names its product leucine-rich repeat extensin-like protein 1. NCBI's taxonomy places the organism in Eukaryota, Metazoa, Arthropoda, Malacostraca, Amphipoda, Hyalellidae. The record is from RefSeq and is a predicted model, not a curated record. The annotation marks the transcript as partial. The transcript has 5 exons.
GUCACCUGAGUAUGUGACGUCACCCACCGGUGAGUAUGAGAACAGCCAGUCACCACGUCGAGCCUCCAACUUCACUCCUUUCUCUGGCUUAACUGCCGCUCCUCAUACUAAAGCAAAAGUCAACGUCAGACCAAACCACCUCAGCUUCUCCAGUCCAACACCAAACGCUGAGAUGAAGAGGGAGUCCAAGAGUUUUUGCACGCGUCUUGGCAACGGCUUAAAGGGCAACUUGUUGGCGUAUUUCUCGCUGCCGUCUCGACCUCAACAGAAGAAAUUAGUUUCUUCGAAAUCUGCUCCUGACGAGGAAGCUGUUGCUGACGAAUUAACUCUACGGCCAUUCCACAGAAACUCUGCGCCUUCUUACAUAUUUCGGCCACGUCAUGUGAAGGACAUUCCUCUAUCCUCUCCUCCACGUUCAGGUCCUGUGAAGGACAUUCCUCUAUCCUCUCCUCCUCUUUCAGGUUCUGUGAAGGACAUUCCUCUAUCCUCGACGUCCUCUCCCCCUUCGGGUUUUGUGAAGGAAAUUCCUCUAUCCUCUCCUCCCCCUUCAGGUGCAGUGAAGGACAUUCUUCUAUCCUCUCCUCUCCCUGCAGGUCCUGUGAAGGACAUUCCUCUAUCCCCAACGUCCCCUCCCCCUUCGGGUUUUGUGAAGGACAUUCCUCUAUCCUCUCCUCCCCCUUCAGGUCCAGUGAAGGACAUUCCUCUAUCCCCGACGUCCCCUCCCCCUUCAGGUCCUGUGAAGGACAUUCCUCUAUCCUCUCCUCCCCCUUCAGGUCCUGUGAAGGACAUUCCUCUAUCCUCGACGUCCCCUCCCCUUUCAGGUCCUGUAAAGGACAUUCCUCUAUCCUCGACGUCCUCUCCACCUUCAGGUCCUGUGAAGGGCAUUCCUCUAUCCUCUCCUCCCCCUUCAGGUCCUGUGAAGGACAUUCCUCUAUCCUCGACGUCCCCUCCCCCUUCAGGUCCUGUGAAGGACAUUCCUCUAUCCUCGGCGUCCCCUCCCCCUUCAGGUUUUGCGAUGGACGUGUCCCCAAGAGAGCGGCAGCUCUGCGCCGACGCGAUCGCUUCGAAACAAUCUUCCCAGCACUGGCGCUGGUCCUUUAGAAGAUUCGAAGAAAGUCAGCUGGACAAGCCUGGCAGCGACACGCUGGAGUCAGGAUCCAGUGACCAGCAGGAUGACAUCCACCCCCCACCCAGCAAGGUAAUGUCAGCACCAUAUCACCCCACCCAGCAAGGACUUCGAGAGUGA